AUGCCUUGUCCAGGCCGCACGUAUCCGCUGCGCAAACCCAAGAACCACCGUCUCCCUAUUCCGCGAUGGCACUUGGCGCUCGCUCCGGGGGUCACACACGUCUUCACCGCGUACAUUGGCGUCCAGCGCCACGCGGCGGACGAGACGUGUCUGCGGGCCGACGCCCAGAUCGCCUCGGCCAUUCGCGCCUGGCUCGAGGCUGACCAUGGACCGGCUGCCUUCGAGGCAUUCACCAUGAUUGACGGCGCCGAAGCGACAGACACGUCCGUCUGGGUGUGCUACUGGCAAGAUGCAGACAUGUACGACGCCGCGCUGACGCAGCUCGCCCUGCCGGCCUUGUUCUCGCGGCUGGGGAAGCGCGAUCGCGAAUCCGUCGGCCUCGCACGACUUCCAGGGACGACGACGCCGGAGCACGAUCGCUCAGCGUACUGGGGCGCCGCGCGGGAUCGCAUCCCGGACUCGGCCCACGAUCUCUUCCCGAAGCCCACGGACCUCGAAAGUCUCCCGCCCGACAGUGCCGUCCAGGGACGCGGCCAGCACCUGGUGGGCACGAACCCUCGGAAUCUCGUCCACAUCCGGUCCGGCCAAUUCUGGGAACCCUGCGGCCAGCAAGAGGCGGACGCGUAUGAGCGGAAGCUCGAGCCGACGCUGCACUCAGGACUGCGCUAUCUCAUGGAGCACCCGCACGAGACGGAGGCCAUGAGCGUCCGCUACCUCCGCAACGAGGGCGAAGCGACGGCGUCCGGCCGACCGCGCAAGGAGUCCUGCGGCGCGGCCUUCUUCAGCAAUCUCGACAGGCUGGAACAGUGGGCCAAGACGCACCCCUCCCAUCUUGCCAUCUAUCGCGGGGCGCUGUCGCAUUACAAGGCGUUUGGCGACCGGAGGCGCUUGCGGACCUGGCAUGAGGUCUCUGUGCUUCACGAGGGGGACGCCCGGUUUGAGUAUAUCAACUGCGCGCCUGCCACGGGGGUCAUGCCGUCGAUCAGGCUUGAGGCGAGGGACUUUUCGUUGUUGACUGUCUGA
Molecule: messenger RNA, 1023 nt
Organism: Verticillium dahliae VdLs.17
Lineage: Eukaryota; Fungi; Ascomycota; Sordariomycetes; Glomerellales; Plectosphaerellaceae
Product: phenylacetaldoxime dehydratase
Exons: 2
Coding region: 1-1023 (340 amino acids)
Source: RefSeq, a predicted model, not a curated record